Molecule: messenger RNA, 1590 nt
Organism: Leptosia nina
Lineage: Eukaryota; Metazoa; Arthropoda; Insecta; Lepidoptera; Pieridae
Source: the annotation of a GenBank genome assembly
AUGGCGGCACUAUUCAUUCUUGCUUGCCUGAUUGGCGCGAGUGUGGCUUUCGAUAAAAAUUUAAUAGUUACAACGACUGAGGGGGAAGUGGAAGGGAGUCUGGCGCCAUGCGAAUUAUAUUAUGAGUUUUUGGGUAUACGAUACGCUGUCCCCGUCAAGUUUAGAGCACCAACCCCCCCUCCAAUUUACUCCGGCACAUACAAAGCAGACAAUCGAGCUAUACUGUGCCCCCAAUUCGCCACCUACGACCCACUUUCUGCCCCCAGCGAGAACGAGGACUGCUUAAUCCUCAACAUAUAUACCCCCACCUUCAUUAAUACCACUUGCCCCGUCAUGGUAUACCUGCACGGAGGUGACUUCGGUGUGGGUGCUUCAUCUCCCGUUUUCUACGGCCCGCAAUAUCUCGUCAGCCACGGUGUCGUCGUGGUCACUGUCAAUUAUAGGUUGAACGUUUAUGGCUUUUUGAAUCUUGGAAUACCGGAAGCGCCCGGUAACGCCGGGCUGAAGGAUAUCAGGGCGGCGCUGCGCUGGAUACAGAAUAACAUUGCAAGCUUUCAGGGUGAUCCCGAUAAUGUCACUGUCUUUGGGCAGGGCAGCGGCGGUGCGGCCGCAAUAUUCCUCACCAUGUCCAGUAGCACCAAGGGUCUGUUCCACAGAGUAAUAUCAGAGAGCGGCUCCCCACUAUCCCCCCACGUCUUUGAUAAAACGCCUCUGAAAACAGCGAGCCAAGUCGCAAAAUCUUUAAGUCUUAACUCCGUCGAGACAGACGCACUGUUAAAGCUUUAUACGCACACACCGAUUACAAAAGUAGAAGAAGCUAUAGAAAAACAAAUGAACGCAAAAUCGGUCUUCCUGCCUUCAGUUGAAACACCGUUUCCUGACGAAGAAGCCUUCAUGCUAGAUACACCAUUUAACAUACUCACAGUGAACUCUGAAUAUUUGAAUCCGGUCCCUGCAAUUAUUGGUAUAAACACCGUUGAAGGUCUGUCGUGUAUCUUAGACUAUAAUACAAUAACCAGUCAAAUGAAUAGAAUAAGCAACGAGGACUUAAGCGUCUUGGACCAGCGGAAUUUCGAUCUACCAGUAGAAGAGAGAGAAGACUUCCGAAAUCUAUUAAGAGAUACCUUUUUCGACGGCGCAGUAUCAGACGAGGCGUUCGUCGGAGGUCUAGUCAAUUUAAACACAGAUUUCUGUUACGUGGGGCCGAUGUCGCUAUUCGCUGAUCUGUACUCGAAUAAUACGCAGGUAUUCCAGUACAUUUUCAGCUAUGUGGGUAACAGGAAUCUGGGUAGAAUUCUGACGAACAGUACUUUGGACGCGACGGCUAAUCUGGAUGAAUUAUUUUACGUGUUCGAUCUGGAGAGGUUGCCGAUGGUGAUGGACGAAGAUGAUGCGAGAAUUGUGACAUUUAUGACACAGUUGUGGACGAGCUUCGCCAAAUAUGGGACUCCAACCCCGGACAGAACGGAUGGCGAAUGGUUGCCCUAUCCCCACCACUUGGAAAUUAACUUGGAGCCACAAUACGUCAACGAGCUGACGCCAGAAAGAGCGAAAUUCUGGCGCACACUGUUCUAUCAAUACGGCGCUUGA